UGUGUGAGUGUGUGUAUGUGUUUGGGAAAGAGAGAGGAGGGGCGAGAGGAGGACGAGAGCAAGGAACGGUGAGAAUUCAUGCUGUGUUAGCAUCCCCUCAGCAACUCCAUCAAUACUGCAUACAGCUGAGAAACUGGCAAAGGUCCUCCGUACUGCAUUUGCAGGCUCGGCCAGGAGAAGAGAGCAACUCCCACGACUGGUCUGUUCAAUCUGCUGCUGGAGGGGCGCUCUGUGAGGGGCAGAGCACGCACACACACACACACACACACACACACACACACGCACACACACAUACACACACACUCACACACUCACUAGAGCCUCUGCUGCAUCGAGAGGCAGAAGAGUGGAGGAGGGUACGGAGGGACGCAUUGACUGGGAAUACUCCAGUGGACAGAGCCAAUCCCGGAGAGGGACAGGAUUUUUUGGAGACUCGUGCUAAUAUGCUACCGUGCUCUGCAGGGGAAGCUGAGCACCAGGGAGUUUGACAGGAUCUCAGUGCACCUGCUCCAUGCACACUGAUUAUGUGGAGGAGCUGACGUGUGCGAUGGCCAGCUUGGACCUGCAGGUUCUCAUACACACAGUACUGUGUUAUCGUUACCUCCCGACCAAGCAGCCCAGCCCGAGGAUCUGACCGCACCUCCCCUCCCUCUCCCCCCUCCCUCCCUCUCCCUGGGUGUCCCUCAAUCCUGGGCCCACCAUGGGAGGAUGCUUCUCCAAACCCAAACCAGUUGAAGUUAAAGUGGAACUCUCUCUCCUGGAAAAAGAAAAAGAGGUGGACAGGCUGUCACCUAAUGGCAAAGCGAGUCCCUUUGCUGACUGCAGACCGAACGGGGCUCUGGGACACGGCUCUGAUGACGACUCCACCCCGCUGCCACUCUACCACAAACCACGGGACUAUGUGGAGGCCUCCGUCUGUCAUGUUAAAGAUCUGGAAAAUGGACAGAUGCGAGAGGUGGACUUGGGAAGUGGCAGAGCUUUGUUGAUCAAAGAACAUGGGGAGUUCUCCGCCAUGGCCCACAAGUGUCCACACUACGGAGCACCGCUGGUCAAAGGUGUGUUGUCAAAAGGACACGUGCGCUGUCCGUGGCACGGUGCGUGCUUCAACAUUGCAACAGGAGACCUGGAGGAUUUCCCUGGGCUGGACAGCCUGCCUACCUUCCAGGUCAGAGUUGAAAAGGACAAGGUGAUCAUUCGUGCAAACAAGCAGGCUCUUCAGUCACAGAAAAGGUCAAAGCCGAUGGCCCGAUGCUCAGCAGUCAUUAACUCCAGCACGGGCUUUAGCCAUGUUCUCAUCAUUGGCUCAGGUCCAGCAGGUUUGGUGUGUGCAGAGACACUGAGGCAAGAGGGCUUCACCGACCGCAUCGUCAUGUGCACCAUGGACAGACAUCCUCCAUAUGACAGGCCAAAACUGAGUAAGUCCUUAGACAGCACAGCAGAGCAGCUGAGACUGCGCUCCAUGGAGUUCCUACAGGAUCAUGACAUCGAGCUGCUCACAGAGAAAGAGGCUGUGGCGGUGGAUGUGAAAACACGAUCUGUGACGUUUGAAGACGGCUUGAGGAUGGAGUACAGGAAACUCUUUAUUGCUACAGGAAGCAAACCCAAACCAAUGAUCUACAAAGGCAAGGACGUCAGGAACGUGUUUCACCUCAGGACGCCCGAGGAUGCCAACAGCAUAGCGAGGCUAGCCAACAACAAGAACGCUGUGAUUGUGGGAACAUCAUUCGUUGGUAUGGAGGUGGCUGCAGCUCUAACAGACAAGGCUCACUCAGUGUCUGUCAUCGGGAUCGAGUCAGUCCCCUUUAAAACAGCUCUCGGGGAGAAAGUAGGGAAAGCCAUGAUGAAGCUGUUCGAGGUAAACAGGGUGAAGUUCUACAUGCUGAACGAGGUGUCAGAGAUGAUUGGCCAUCAUGGACAGCUGAAAGAGGUGGUACUGAAGAGUGGGAAAGUCCUGCGGGCAGACGUGUGUGUCAUCGGAGCAGGAAGUGUUCCUGCAACAGGCUUCCUGAAACAGAGCGGCAUCCACAUGGACUCUAAGGGCUUCAUCACUGUCAAUAAGAUGAUGCAGACAAAUGCUGACGGGGUCUUUGCUGGAGGAGAUGUGGUGGUGUUUCCUUUCCCACCACGCAACAACAAGAAGGUGAACAUCCCUCACUGGCAAAUGGCUCAUGUACACGGAAGGGUGGCAGCUCUCAGCAUGAUGGGCAGAGCCACUGAGAUCAAAACUGUGCCUUACUUCUGGUCAGCAAUGUUUGGGAAGACCAUACGCUAUGCAGGUUAUGGUGAUGGAUUUGAUGAUGUCAUUAUACAAGGAGAUCUGGAUGAACUGAGGUUUGUGGCGUUUUACACCAGGAGUGAGGAGGUGGUUGCUGUUGCCAGCAUGAACUAUGAUCCCAUUGUAUCCCGAGUGGCAGAGGUCUUAGGGUCCGGAAAGACGAUUAAGAAACGAGAUGUGGAGACUGGAGAUAUUUCUUGGUUGAUUGACAAAGGCUCUCAAUGACUUCCCAUCUGAUGGACAGACCCAAAGUCCACUGGACACCUCAAUAUGGACACUUAUGGUGCUGAGACACUGAGCAGCUAUCCUGGUCUGGACACACACUGAUAGACACACACACACUGGGGACAGGACUGUGGCUGUUGGAGACACACCUACCCGAGGACGACACUGAAACUUGCUUCUGUUCACGAGAGACACUUUAACGUGACAAAGCGUCACAAACAAAGCAAUAUUGGAUUCAGCCUCUGUGCUGCUGCAAGAUGUAUCUACCUGUACACUUUGUUUAUAAGAAGCCAGGGAUGGGCAUUGGCAUUUUUUUGUACAAAUAACAUUGUAUAUACCUAUAAUCCUGAAUGCACUGUAACUAAAUAAGAAUAUACAAUUUGAACUGAAUUUUUCUAAGUUUUAACAGCUUUGGUUGUAUGCUCACAUACAGGCCUUAGAUCUGCAUGCUAUUAAUUUACUUUAACGGGAGUUAAAAAUAAGCCCCUUAACAGAGAGUUUUCAAUCUAGAUGCAUCAGCAAACAAAGCUUAAAUCUGCUAAAACAAACUGCAGCAGAACCCUGAAUGCAGCUUUAACAGACUCACUAACACAUGCACAGCUUUAAUUCAAAAUAAAUGACAAUUUCUAGGAUUAAAACAUCUUUGUAUUGGUUGCCUUGCUACUGUAGUAGAUUGCACAAAUGAAAUCCAAAUCAUACUUUGAUCUAACACUAGUGCUUGCACAAUAGAUUCAUGUAUUUCCUAAGAAGUAGAUAGCACCCCUUUAGAAAAAUCCCAUAGAAGUUUGAAGGAGGACUUCACCCCCCCUCCCCCCCCCCCCCCCAAAAUGACCAUUUCUAUAUCAAUUACUCACCUGUGUUACAUUGAAUUUGUGAAGAAAACUUUAUCUGAAACAUCAGAACAUCUGUUUACAAACCCUCACACAACCCGUGCAGUAUAAUGCAAGAUUCAUUUAUCCCAUUGUAUGUUCAGUACUUCCCAAACAGACAGCGCUUUUCAAUGGGGAGCCCAAGUAAAACUUAAAUAUGCUCCUUUCAGAACCAGACUCCAUUGACAAAAACAGUAAUUUUACCUCAACGAACACAGGAGCUACUGAUCUACCACUGCCUCCAUCAGUUAGUGUGUUUGUGUUUUUGUGUGUUGAAUCUGAACUAACCCUGUAAAACAGUUAAGUCACACAAUAACACAAACUAACUGAUCGAGGCAGUGGUAGACCAGCAGCUCCUGUGUUCAGUGACAUAAAACUUUAGGUUACUUGCGUAACCCCGGUUCUCAGAGUAGCAUGAGUGAGAUGUCUCACUAUGGGAUACGCCUUCUUGCAUAUUCCUCAGAGGCAUUUAUCUCAUUACGCCAAUCAUGGUGAUUACGACGUCAGUGUCAGGUGGAAAUUUCGAGUAUCACAAACUGUUUGAGGCAGUGGUAGAGCAGCAGCACCCACGUUCAGCGAGGUUUAAUCACUGUUUUUGUCAAUGGAGUCUGGCUUUGAAGAAAGCAUAAAUACGUUUUACUUUUGUCAGAAAGAGCUGUCUGUUUGGGAAGUCCUGAGCAUACAACUGGGUAAAUGAGACUAGGAAUAUACUGCACAGGUUGUGUACGAGUUUGUAAACAGAUGUAUUGAUAUAGUUUUGUUGUUGUCAAACACUGCAACCCUUUAACUUCAAUUCAUCAUUAAUUUUUUUUUGGAUUCUUUGUUUACUGUGGGGGCAUGUAAGACAAAGUUUUCUUUAUGAAUUCAACGUAACACAGGUUGAGUAAUGGAUAUGCAAAUAGUCAUUUAGGGGGUGAAGUAUUUCUUUUAAGGGUUUUUUUUUUUGUUUGUUUUGUAGCGAUCACCUCCAUUGGGAUAUUCUUUGUUACUAACUCAGGGAACUGAGGUUUGUCGUCUGGGCUCACAGGCAAAAUAAGCAGAAAUGAAUUUGUUGCUUUAAUAUUUUUUUCCCAGUUAUUUUAAUUUCAACAGUUCUCUCAUGUUCAUUCAGAACUGCUUGUAAUGGGUAUAAAGCGGAUGCUUGAUUACAUCCUGGUGUGCUGAUGUAAUCAUGGCACAAAAGUCAACUCAGCAUUUUAAAAAGCAUCGUUCUUCCUACAGAGAAGCCUGGAACGACA
Molecule: messenger RNA, 4607 nt
Organism: Epinephelus moara (kelp grouper)
Lineage: Eukaryota; Metazoa; Chordata; Actinopteri; Perciformes; Serranidae
Product: apoptosis-inducing factor 3
Exons: 20
Coding region: 701-2500 (599 amino acids)
Biological process (GO): execution phase of apoptosis
Cellular component (GO): cytoplasm; mitochondrion
Molecular function (GO): 2 iron, 2 sulfur cluster binding; flavin adenine dinucleotide binding; oxidoreductase activity, acting on NAD(P)H
Source: RefSeq, a predicted model, not a curated record